Molecule: messenger RNA, 2033 nt
Organism: Cimex lectularius (bed bug)
Lineage: Eukaryota; Metazoa; Arthropoda; Insecta; Hemiptera; Cimicidae
Product: ubiquitin carboxyl-terminal hydrolase 33-like
Exons: 12
Coding region: 167-1858 (563 amino acids)
Biological process (GO): protein deubiquitination
Molecular function (GO): zinc ion binding; cysteine-type deubiquitinase activity
Source: RefSeq, a predicted model, not a curated record
GGAAAGUCAUAAAAAACAGGGAGGCUACACAAUGUCUACUAAUCCCUUUGUCGGACCGGACCCGUUGGUUUUUGAUCCAUUUUUGUCAAUACGACCCUAAUCUUUGAAAAGGCCAGUUAAAAGGAGGAAAAUUCACUUUUCACUCCCGAAGAGGAGGAGGACGGAAAUGGAGGACAGCCUGGAGGGUUUAAUAGAACCGACAACAUGCACACAUAUACUUGAGAUUGAAAAAGAACAUUUAAUAGGAAUAAUAGAUGAUUUUGACACACCGGAAAAUUCACCCGAAUGUUACACGUGCAACAAUACCACCUCCAUAUGGCUUUGCCUCCACAAAGACUGCAAACGUUACUUCUGCUCAAAAAAUACAAACCACCAGUUCAACCAUUAUAAAGCCGAUGAACGACAUUGUCUGCAACUUGAUACUUCAAACCUUUCGUUUUAUUGUCAUGAAUGCCAGGUAGUUAUUUACAUCACCGAGAGGUUGAGGCUUGUUGAAGUGAGGCGUGGAGGCUGGCCGCGUGGCGUUAUCGGCCUUCCAAAUCUUGGCAACACUUGCUACAUGAAUAGCGCGCUUCAGGCACUACUCAAUUCUCCUCCUCUUGUAUCGUACUUCAUUUCGAGGAGCUUAGAUUCUUCGCGGCCAGGUCGACGGAGAGAAGGCAGCCUCUCGACAGCAUUCCAGCAACUAGUAAUUUGCAUGCUCUCAAGAAAGACUCCUCCGCCGAAUUUGCUAUUUAUGAUAAGGUCUGCCCAUCCAAUGUUCAGGGGUUUUCAACAGCAUGAUUCUCAGGAAUUUCUUAGAUGUUUCAUGGAUGGACUACAUGAAGAAAUGAAGAAAAUUUCAAUGGAAACAAACCAUCAACAAUGUAGUUGUGAGACUAACCAACAGCAGAAAAAUGAUGAAACUGAAGAAUCGGAUGAUGCAGAUGAUUAUUAUGAAUCGUGCGACUCUGAUGUCUCUGAGAAAUCAUCUUUAUCAUUUUCAAGGUCUGCUUCACCUCUAACAACACAAGAACCACCUAGUGACAAACACGGCAAGUGUAAAAAAAACCAGUGCAAAAGUAUAAUAAGUGAUAUAUUUGAUGGCAUAAUAUUGAGUUCUGUUCAGUGUUUAACAUGCAACCGGGUUUCAACAAGGGUAGAAACUUUUCAAGAUUUAUCUCUGCCGAUUCCAUCUAGAGACCACCUGAACCUUUUGCACCAAAGCUCAAAUCAAGCCACUCAGAAAUGUUCCCACUAUGGGAACGAACAAGGUUGGUAUUCAUGGUUUAUGGACUGGCUCAGUUCUUGGUUCUGGGGGCCGACUGUAUCAUUGCAUGACUGCCUUUCUGCUUUCUUUUCCGCUGAUGAACUCAAGGGUGACAACAUGUACAGUUGCGAGAAGUGCCGGAAGCUGAGGAAUGGCAUAAAAUUCUCUAAAAUGGUGAAGACUCCUGAGAUACUCUGUGUCCACUUGAAACGAUUCCGCCACGAUCAUGUAUUUUCAUCGAAAAUCGCCUCCCACAUAAAAUUUCCCAUGGAAGGACUUGAUCUCAAGCCAUACAUUGAUGAAGACAGUCAAGACUGCAUUACAAGGUACAACCUCAUCAGCGUGAUUUGCCACCAUGGAACUAGUGGUUCUGGAGGACAUUACACCACUUAUGCCUUAAAUUCAAGUACAAACCAAUGGUAUCAUUACGAUGAUAUGCUGGUCACUAAGGUGAGCUGGGAGGUAGUAAAUUCUUGCCAGGCUUACGUUCUUUUUUACAGGAGGGAAGCAGAGAGAUUGAAAAAGUAUAGAACUAAGUUUAAAACAAUUGAAAAUAACAAUUCCGAUAUUGAAACAACCUGUCACGUUGCCAAUUUUGACGAAGAUUGAAAGAAAUGAGAGUAGGUAUAAUGUAAAUAUGUUUUAAAUUGUAAUUAUAUGAUGUAAAGUGUUUCUUAUUCUAUAUCAUAAAUUCUCUUUAGCAUUUGCUUUAAACAAAAGUGUAAAUAUGCAUGUUUUCCUUAUUUUGUUUUACUUCAGAAAUAUUCAUUUCAAUGUUAGUAAA